Symbiodinium necroappetens is the source of this 720-nucleotide messenger RNA. The record is from the annotation of a GenBank genome assembly. Lineage: Eukaryota; Dinophyceae; Suessiales; Symbiodiniaceae.
GCGCCCUAUGCAGGCAGCUUUCCCACUUCGAGUGCGGGGUAUGAAUCGUCUUCGCAAGACCGCGCUCUUCAUGAGGAUGUGUUGGGGGCCGCGCCAACCCCCGAGCGGAUGCUUUCGCUCGCUCUGGGCCAGCCAGAGCACUGGUCCUUGAGGGAGCAACCUACAGCUUCUGUAAGAAGGCAUGCGCGUGGGACGUGUGUCCCUUGUGUGUUUUUCGUUGUCCACAACCACUGCCACUUCGGAGACAGAUGUGGCUGCUGCCACGAUGUCAGCCACAGAAACGCUGCGACUCUGCAGCGUUUCCAGUUUGCUGCUUCUGAUGCAGUGCGGCAAGCCGUGCGACCAGAUCCAGAGGGCAAGCCCAAGGGCAACUCGAGCUCGGAGGGGCCGAAUCUGCAGCCACCAAAACCCGAAGCACAGCGGUUCCGAGCUGGAGAAAGAGCUGCCUCCUGGAGAUCUUUGAGCCUCAGCGACUGGCUGGAGGACGUCGACCAAGGAAAGGGCGCGCUCCACCAGUACAGGGCCCGCCUGUUGGCGCAUUUCGACAGCUUGGAGCAGAUCCUCGGCCUGUACACGGUUCGACGAUCAGACGGACACUGGAUGCUAGACCAGCUCUUCUUUCAUGACCUAAAGAUCGACAAGGUAGGCCACCGGCGCCUGUUCGAUAAGUGGUUUAAAAAUCGAAUGGCCUCGGCCGACUUUGGAACAUCACAUCAGUGA